Molecule: messenger RNA, 854 nt
Organism: Theobroma umbraticum
Lineage: Eukaryota; Viridiplantae; Streptophyta; Magnoliopsida; Malvales; Malvaceae
Product: DNA replication complex GINS protein PSF3-like
Biological process (GO): mitotic DNA replication initiation
Cellular component (GO): GINS complex
Source: RefSeq, a predicted model, not a curated record
AAAUGACGAUGACAAGUUGUUCCUUCUCUUUUGGUUUUCAGAAUCCAAAGAAAAACUAAGAGAUAAAUUAAGAACAAAAAUGGCAAAUUACUAUAACAUUGAUGAUAUUCUUACUGAGGAAGAGUUUGUUCCAGUUGUAUUUCAUAAAUCAGCAAACGGAGUGAUAAUCGAUCCGAGCUCUGAAACAAACUCUGUUGAACAAGGCGCAAAGGUGGAGCUACCUUUAUGGCUGGCUCAGGAAUUAUACUUAAGGCAAGCUGUAUCAAUAAGCGUUCCCGCCUGUUUUAACCAAAAAACAAGGCUGGAAAUCCAAGCUGAUGCAGCAUGUGUGGAUCUUAAAUCCCGGUCUCCAUUUUUCUAUGAAUUUGGAUGCAAGAUAGUGCCGCUGGUUGGUGAUAAAACCGUUGAAGUUUUGCUCUUAUCUGCCUUUAAGAUCAGGUACAAGGAGAUUUUGACCAAGGCAUACACUGCCGCAUACACAGCAACUUCCCAGUUCUUGACACUUUUAACAAAAGAAGAGACCAAUUUGUAUGAGGCAGCUCAGUCUUCAAUGGCAGCCUUUAAGAAGUGGCGGAUGGGUGGCCCCAGGCUUCAAAGAGCUUCAGUUCUUGGAAGGAAGAGGAAGCCAAUUGAGUAGAUGCCAUUUUAACCUGAAGAUGCCUCUCUCAUAGUCACUUGCACAAUGGUAUUUGUCAGUUAAUUAUGAGUCUCCUAAUGUUUGAGUAACUUAACCUGAGGCUCAGAACUGGAAAUUGAUUUGUUUUACCACAGACAAAGAACUAGAUAUGUUACUUUUCUAUUGGGUUCUACUGUUAAGUGUUGUUUGGAUUCAGUUCUGGGAUUUAACUAGUCCA